Molecule: messenger RNA, 1640 nt
Organism: Trachymyrmex cornetzi
Lineage: Eukaryota; Metazoa; Arthropoda; Insecta; Hymenoptera; Formicidae
Exons: 2
Coding region: 177-668 (163 amino acids)
Source: RefSeq, a predicted model, not a curated record
UGUUAAGUCACUACUGUCUAAUGUGACACGACACAUCGUGUAAUGUAACGUAAUAUAUUCGCCUCUCGUUUAUGUCAGUCGCAGAAAUCAUAUUUUUAUCGCGAGUCGUUUUGACAUAUAGAAAAAUAGUAAGUGUUACACAGUUUAUUAUUCUCUUCUACAUAUAAAAUUAAUUAAUGCAGCACUUCUACCCGAGAGGAAAUUGUAACGAGGAACUGACAAAUUUCCUGGCAGUUUUUCCCGAUGUUUGGACAGGCACUAACAGGGAAAGCAGACGUGGUUCCAACCAUAAAAGUUACGACUGGCCUCUCAGAGAACUGGGCAGUUUUACUAGUCGGCAUCUGGUCAGUUCUGGAUCGAAUCUGGGAAAUUUUUAUCAAUUUUCGGAUAGUUCUGGACAGAAUCUAGCCAGAUUUGAUCAGUUCUGGAUAAAAACUGGCAGGGCAUUAGGCAGUUUCACACAUCAGGAAAUAUUCCAGCAAAGGAAGCACGAGAAUGAAUUGGGCACAACAAAGUACGCGACAGGACGGAGCAGAGCAAAAACAAUCAACAAUAAUGCAAUGAAAGAGGAGCGAUCAAGCGCACGACCCUCGUCACUGACAAUCUCACUUGUUCGCCGAUCCGACCGAAUCGAGAGUGAUGCACUUCACGCAGAACACACCGGAUAAUCACCUCGCAGAUUUACCAUGCUGCCACCCACGACGGAUUUCGCCUCAAAAUCGAACGCGUCUUUCGACCAAAAAAGAGGCGUUUUCGCGAUCGUUUUUAUCUCGCAGGAAAUAAGCGAACAAACUUGUAACGACACGACACGGCACAGCACAAUGCGACGAUUCGAAACCGAAGAAAAACCUCAACUAACGCGUAUGCCGACUCGGCGUAGACUGAAGCAACUCAACUAACUGAAGUGAGCGUCAGUCGCGAGAAUUCGUAGGGUGGGAAGCAUGCUGCGCGGGUGAGAGAGAGUAAAAGCGCAUGAGCGCAUGAUCGACGAGGACCGAGGGUGCGCGAGGCGAACGAAAAGGGGGAUGAGAGAGAGAAGAUAGAGGACAAGUCGACGCGUGCGACGAAGACAGAUGUGCAAGAUUCGAGAGUGAGAAAGAGCAAUGGAGCGUAAACGGUAGCCAUCCAAGCGCGCGGUGCGAAGAAGAAAGAUGGAGUGGGAAAGGACGAUUCUGAAAUCAGAAUAGGCGUAGAUUCGAGCGAGAAAAAAGAAGAAAAAGGAGAAAGAGGAGACAGAGGAGAAGGAACGCUCGGAGUUAUCUUCCAUUCGUGGAAGCAAAACGAAUACGAAAGAAUGUUAACCGAGACAACGAAGGAAAGGGUGAAAAGGAGAAAGCAUUUAAAUGCAAUGUGUCCUACAGUUACUGCCAUGACAGUUACACGUGUAAUAAAUUUUCAUAGACGUACAGCAUUCGUUAGAUGAUAAUCAAGAAAAAAACCGAUUUUUUAAUAUUCUCGAAACAUGCAUAUAUUUUAAAUUCAUUAUAACUAUAUAUAGGAUAGAAUCGGGUAUUAUGAGCACUGCAGGUAAUAUGAGCACCCUUUAUAUUUCUGUAACGGUUGGUACUAGCAGUACCAACUGUUGUAGAAAGAUGCAUCUGUCUUCGCGACAUUCCAAUAUGUUGCAAAGUUUGAUCUAA